Messenger RNA from Prorocentrum cordatum, 657 nucleotides. The record is from the annotation of a GenBank genome assembly. Lineage: Eukaryota; Dinophyceae; Prorocentrales; Prorocentraceae.
AUGGCGGCGUCUGGGAUGGUCUGGCCUCUCGUGUUUCUCGUGCUACCAAGCGCGUCCUGCAUGCAGCUGGAGACGAGCAGCUGGCGCGAACAUUUGACCGCCAACGCGACGUCCGCGCAGUCGAAGCGCGCGGAGUGCAGCGCGUUCCAGGUGGGUCAAGGCUGCUGCACGCCACUGGGAGAUACCGCGUCUGCGUGGACGUUCGCUUCGUUUGGUACGCAUGGCACUUGGUCCAGCACCCCGGCGUUCGUCCGGUAUGACUUCCACGACGAUACGAUCUGCGGUGGCGUGGCGAACGCCAGGCAACAUGGGAACGCAGUUCUCUCCUUGAACGACGCUUCUCCCAUCGACCUGACCCUUUCGAUGACAGGCGUGGCGGAGGCCAAUUUCGAAAAAUUCCAGCUGUUCGUGGAUAACGUCCUGAUCACCACGGUGCAAGCUUCAAACGGCCACGGGGGUAGCGCGUGCCAGGUCAGCACCUGCAUCAUGUGCGAUGUCAACAUGCCCUCGCAGACGUUUUCGCUUUCACCUGGGGUGCACACAAUCAAGGUAGAGGUUGAUUCCUCUCGCUUCGCGGGGUGCACGUCCAGAGUACGUACAGUCAAGUCGUGGCCUGCACUUGGAGGCGCGCUGCGCCCAGUGGAGUUCGUGCGAUGA